Ictalurus furcatus (blue catfish) is the source of this 3726-nucleotide messenger RNA. RefSeq names its product E3 ubiquitin-protein ligase TRIM35-like. The transcript is spliced from 6 exons. Bases 1 to 1341 code for a protein of 446 amino acids. The record is from RefSeq and is a predicted model, not a curated record. NCBI's taxonomy places the organism in Eukaryota, Metazoa, Chordata, Actinopteri, Siluriformes, Ictaluridae. Gene Ontology annotation, molecular function: zinc ion binding.
AUGGCGUCUUCUCACACUGAUCUGGAAGAAAACCUCAAAUGCUCUGUUUGUUUGGAAAUCUUUAAGGAUCCAGUGGUUCUGCGUUGUAGUCACAGCUUCUGCAAGGAGUGUCUCGAGAGCACCUGGUGUCAGAAGCUGGUGAAGGAAUGCCCUCUCUGCAGACACACUACAAAACGUUCUCCGUUUAAAAAUCUGUCUCUUAAGGGUGCGUGCGAGUCUUUCGUGGAGGAGAAGAGACGCAGGAUUUCAGCACAAAAUCAAGGUGUGCUCUGUGACGUUCAUGGUUUGAAGCAUGAGCUCUUCUGCAUAGAUGACCAGAAGCUGGUGUGUUUGAAAUGUGUGUCUCAGGACCAUAAAAAGCACAACUUUUGCAGUAUCGACAAAGCAGCUGAGGAACACAGGAAUAAACUUCAAAAACCUUUGCAGGAGCUUGAGAGCAAGCUGCAAACCUUAAUUGACAAAAAGGCCACCUUCGCCACCUUAGCUAGAAAACUCCAGGCUCAGGGCCAACAGACAGAGACACAGAUAAAGGAGGAGUUUAAGAAGCUUUAUCAGUUCCUCAGAGAGGAAGAGGAGGCUCGAUUAUCUGCACUAAGAGACGAACAGAAGAAGAAGCAGGAGAAGAUUAUGGAGAAGACUGCAGAAGUUGAAGGAUUGCAUACUUCAUUAUCUGAACAAAUAAAAAAAAUUAAGGAUGACCUAAAGCAUGAUGCAAAUCUUUUUUUACAUAACUUCAGAGAUACGGAGGAGAGAGUUAAGUUCACAGUACCAGAUCCAAAGCUUGAUUUAGGAUCUUUAAUCAAUGUGUCUAAACACGUGGGGAAUCUGAGAUACAAAGUGUGUGAGAAGAUGAAGCACCUCUGUCCUUACUAUCCAGUAAUUCUGGACCCAAAUACCAAAUCAACUAACCUUGAGGUAUCUCCAGAUUUGACAAGCAUCACUUGUUCAAGCCAGGUGUUACUGACCUCUCCAGAAAAACGCUUCUGUUACAUCCUGGGCUCAGAAGGGUUCAGCUCAGGAGUGCACACCUGGCAGGUGGAUUUGGAACACUCCGAACACUGGGCUCUGGGAGUUGUUACUGAAUCCACUAAAAGAUUGCAAAACCUAUCCAGCUGUUCUAUGCUCGUAAGUUGUAUUAAGGGUAAAUGUUCUUGGACCCCAGUAGCACCCAAGAUUAAGAAAGUGUGCGUUGUUCUGGACAUGACGAAAAAGCAGGUGGUCUUCAGUGAUCCUGACACUAAUGUCACAAUGAUAUCAUAUCAGUACAAAUACACUGAGAAAAUGUACCCUUGCUUUUUUCCAUUCAGCCGAAUCCCACUGAAGAUCUUACCAUCCGUGUAAAGGUUGGUGUAAUCAGUCAAGCCAUGACUUCCACAGUCCUCACAGGAUUUAUAUCAUACUUUCUAGAUAUUUGGAUGAUGUCAUUGUUUUGUUUUUGUUCAGAUUAUGAUUAGGCUUUAGUUGUAUAAUCAGGACGUUCUUAGUUUAUGACGCAUCCUAUCUGUUUAUAAUUAGAGAAAGCAUUAGUACAUAAUGGAUUGCUGGGAGCCUUAUUAUCUUUAUUUACUUAACAUGCUUUGCAUAUUAAUCUUUAUAACUAACAUGUGAUCUUUAACAGUGUAUUGAAAUUUUAAGCUUUUUUUUAAUUAAUUUUUUUACUUUGGUUAAUGGGUUCCUACAUUUCCCACAAUGCUAUUUGAUUACCUCCUGAUAGUGCUGAAUCUAAUCCUAGCUUCAAGUGCCUAAAGAGGGUGGUGCAGCGGCUCUUUAGUCCUUUAAUCUGUCCAGCUCUCUUGCCUCCUCAUCUACACAGUCUGCUCAAACAGAUCAGCUUCCAAAUUUUCUUCCAACUGUCCACUAAUCAUUAUAUAGAUUGCUAUAGAAUCCUAUAGAGAGGAGUAUCUUCCAUAACUCAACGUUGUACAGCUGCAUUGCAUUCUGGGACUUUGAGUCCAGCAUCUCUACUACUCUGCUGGAUGUCUCAUUAAUAUGAUGUUGAACAGUGAAAAUUGAGUGAGAAAAGAAUGGUUUUUUUUCUUUUUCUCAGUCUUCUCUGGUGAAACUAGUUAACUGUUGGGAAUUUCUGAUUUGCAGUAGCUGUAGUACCCUGGACUUAAACAAUGAACCUGGGAACCUUGCUCAUGGGGCAAACACCAAGUUCAUGAUACUAAUAGGAGGUGCACUGUUUGGUUUUAUCCCAACCUAAACACUGCCUUACUGAGAUCCAAAAUAAAGAUAUAUUUCUGUACAACAAAAGCAAUAUACUUUCAUAUAAAGAGCCCUUGCUCCUUAUAGCCCAGGGGUGUCCAAUCGUAUCCGGAAAGGGCUGGUGUGAGUGCAGGUUCUCAUUCCAACCAAACAGAAGCCACGCCUGAGUCUACUGAAAGCCAAGAUCAACUGAUUAAACAGGUGGAAUCAGGUGUGUCUCCUGCUUGAUUGGAAAGAAAGCCUGUACCCACACCAGCCCUUUCCGGAUACGAUUGGAGACCCCUGCUAUGACCCAUGCUAUACCAGUAGCAUUGUAAGUACGUCCAGCUUUAUAGUAGAUUCUUGUAUCAUGUUCAGACAAAGUUUCUCAUCUUUCUGGAGUGUAUCAAACCCAACAGUCAGCUUGCUCACUCAAGUCACAUUAAAUAAAAGGUAGAAAGCUCUCCAGAACGUUCCACAAGGCUUCCGUUUCAGGAGUCGAAUAAAGUUACGGUAUGUUGUGCAAGUUGCUGUUUGCUGUUAAAAUUUCUAAAUGAGUACCACCAAGUGUGGCCCUCUACCUCACAACAGCAUGUACAAUAACUCCAAGGUGAAACUACUACAUUUUAGCUUCAUAAAGUUCAUAUUUUAUUAACUUUGUUUGAUCACUUGAUACAUGAUAAACAAUCGUUUUGCUGCAUGUUCUGUAUAAUAAAAAACAACAACCUAUGAACAGUGUUUAGAGUCUACAUUUAUUCAUGUGUAUUAUACAUCAUGCUGUCCACACACAGCAAAGAAACUACACGCAUGCAGCUGAUAUGGUAGUUUAUAAUAACCCACACACGGAGAAACAUUGCCUGACAUGCUAUAUAUAGAACCUGCAGGGUAACCUGCAGGGUAACACUCACACACAAACACACACACACACACACACACACACACACACAUUUUGUUAUCAAAUGUUGAUGUUCCUCAGACAGGAAGAUGUAAACACUGCACAUAUAGACACUACACACACCAUGCAGCUGUUAACACACUGUACAUGGAUGUACAUGUGUGUAUUAAUGUGUCUCAUCUCAGCUUCUCUGUGCGUCCUGCAGGGGGAGCUGGAGACAUUAAAGAACAUACUACAGCAGAGAGUUUUGUGAGUCAGUCUUCCAUCACAUCCCGGUACUCUAAUAUUAUAAAGUCUCCUGUGCCAGAUUUGUUUCAGUUAUUUAACACUUUUAUUUGACCUUGUUACUGUUAGUCAGAAAAGAGUUUUGUGUUCAUGGUAUAAACCGAUCGUCAUGUCAUUUGUGUAGCGAUAGUUACAUAUGUUAUGACACAAUAGACGUUUUAUUAAAAUUGGUUUAAAAUGUUUAAGACUACGACAUCUAUUUAUCUAACAGGACACCGAAAAAGCCAUAAAGCCAGAGGUUCUGUUACAAAACGAGGUUUCACUGAUCACACUGGAAGAGAAAGUUGUAGGUGAUGAUAAAGACUUUACAGACAUUUCUAUUCAUGCAAAAAAUUACACAUUUUAAUGCUAAUCAAUUU